AUGUUAAUUUUAUUACUAUUGUUUGGCUCAGCCUUCUCUCAGAGUGUUCGCAAAGUUCAUCUUGGGUUCCCUGAGGCAUGGGAUGGUGACAAAUACAAGGAGCUCUACUGUCCAAGCAAAAAUAUCCCCAAAUUUUUAGGUAUGACAUUUAAAAAAGGAUCGAAAUCGCUGCGUAUUUUACAACCAUUUUUAUGCUAUUUCAGACCUUAUUUCGACAUUCUUAGCGAAAACUUACUUUAUUUUAUCUUAUUUUAGACGGGUACUUCCUCUGCCAACUCUCCGCGUCCUAUGGCAGCCAGCGCGCGCCCGCUGGCCGCAAACUGAACCACAUGAUCGACGCUAUCGGUGCGGUCGGCGCUUUCCACAUUAGCAACGGACAAGUGGUCUUUUCGGCCCAAUAUUAUCCCGCGCGGCCCUACAAAAUCUGGGAAUUUUACGACCGGAAUAUGACAAAAGCCUCGGUCCCCUGGGCCGGCUGGUCGGACUACAAUCUCACAGCGAUGGGCAAAUGGGAACAGGUCCCUGCGAAUCAGGACUCAGCCCGUUUUCAUCCAAAUCUCGACUUUUGGAGGGUCGGGAAUAAGAUUAUCGCCGGAACAGAGGCACCGUAUUGGGUUGGCUACGAGUUCGAUGUGAAAACACUGGAUAAAUUCAAGCUAUUCCCAUUUGUUGAGGAGAAUGAUGUAUUUGGAAACCCAAAGCCAAGCAUGAUCCCGAUUUCAAUGGCUAUUCAUGAACGCCGAGACUCGGAUGGAACGAUCUGGGGAUCAUUCUCGGCCAUGAAUUUUAAUGAACAGAGGUUUUAUCAGGUAAAUAAUCUAGUGACGGUUUGUAUAGGAAAUCUUUAAGAGAAUUUUUUUGCCUUUUUCUUAGCUUUACCAGCAUUUUGUAUAAUUUGGAGCUAAUUCUUGCAAAAAAAUUCUCAAAAAUCAUAUUUUUUGGCAAAAAAAAAUACUGGUAAAAAUAGAUAUUUAGUGGACUCGCACAAGCAUAAAAACAUUGGUUAGUAGGCCCGUAUUUUACAAGAUUUACAGUGCUUACUUAGCACAAAAAAGAAUUUUUUGAAUUGUUUUUUGUGGUUCGCCUAUUUGAUGACAUAAGCUAAUAUAAAAUGUAAAAAAAUGCUACUUUUAUUCAACAACCAUCUUAAGUAGUAACGUUGUUUUUUAGAAUAGAUACCAGUGUUUAUAUUCUGCUUGUUUUUACAUCUGUUAAACAAAAAAAUUUCAUUUUACAGCCAAAAGAAUGCCAAAAUUCCGAUUUUCCAAUUUUCAGGGAAUUUUCACCGUCGACGAAUCCGGCGUUCGCCGCGUGAUCGGCAUGUACGAUUACGGUGUCUGGGACCCAAAUGCAUGCGGGAAGGACGACGAAUAUAUUGGUACGUUCCCGCGCGCGCAGAGUUAAAUUUAGCCGCCGCCGCAAACACGCUUUUAAUUCGAAUUUAAUCAAAGGGAAAUUGGAUAGGACGCACGCUUCGAUUACUCACGAACAUCUUCAUACUUUUUCAGGCGACAAGACCCUGCUGCCCGGCUAUAUCCAUUCGAUUACGACCACGCAGAACUACGUGAUUCUGCCGAUCACGUCGCUGCUGAUUAACCCAUGCAAGUUCAAAGAGCCGCCCUUGUCGAAGGAUGCCCGGGCGUCGCUGCAAAAGGGCGGAUUGUGGGGAAUGGACUUUUAUGAUAUGGUCCCAAUGAGGUAAGCAUGGCAGAGCGAUGGCCUUGGCAUACUUAGAAAAAAUUUUUAUAUCGAAAAAAUCCAUUUUACGUAAUCAAAAAACCCAAAAAAAAUUUUUUUUUGGAAAUGACUUAAAUUUUAAUAAAUGGGUAUGAAAUUUCAGCUAUGGCUUGAUUUUAAAUAAAGAUUCAAGGUCAUAAAUUGCCAGGAAUGCCAUGAUAAAGCCUAGAAAAAUCAAAAAAAAAUUAAAAAAAAAAUAUAUUAAAAAAUCAAUAACGAAAUGCCACAAUUUUUACCGCUUGUUUGUCCAAAAAAAUCCAAGCAUAUUAAUUCGUAUUUUACAAUUUUUAGUCAAGUUUUCAGCAAUGUAAAAUUAAAAAAAAAAGCGUCACAUUUUUUGAACAUGCAUGAAUUUCAGUCAAUUUAUUUUCCAUAUGGCGUUUUUGAGAUCUGCAGUUUUGAAAGAAAAAAAUCAAAAAAAAAAAUCAAUUUUUAAGAAAACAAAACGUAUUUUACAAGCAGGUAAAUUCCAUCAAAAAAAUCUUCUUUUCAGAUUCCUAAUCUUCGAUAAAAACACGAAACAAUGGAUAACCCAAAAGCCCUUCGAAGUUUUUCCCUCCAUGUUUGUUACCCAUCAAUUGAACGCCUAUGAAGAUACAAAUGGGAAUUUGGUGGCGGAUAUGGUCGUAUACGACAGUCAUGACCCAUACGUCAAAUAUUUUUACACGGACUUUUUGACUUCGCGGAUUUAUCCGAGCACGGCGAGAGUCCUGCGAUUUACAAUCGAUAUCGAAUCAAAUCGAGUCAUGUACAGCUAUCUGAUCCCGCAGGUAAGAAAAUUGUGGACAUGGUGUAUUGAGGAGGCUUGAAAGCGUUCUUGAGACUAAUUUUUAUAGGGUACACUAUGAGUUUUGAAUUUUUUUAAAUAAAAUUGCAUUAAGCUUUUUUUCAGGCGUUUUACUAGUCAUUUUGAUGACUUUUUUUUGAAUUUUCAUUAUUUUCAAGAAAGAAAAUUUUACUGCAAGGUAUUUCAAGAAUAUCUCGAAUAAUUUUUUCGGUUAUCUAUCGGAAAUUUUCUUCGAUUUUUGAUAUAUUUUUACAUACAGUAGCUGCCAAAAAACUGUCAAUUUUUUUGUUUUUUGUGUAACUCUGCUCAACGUGGACGGAUUUCAACGAAACAAAUACCAUUCUGUAGAGAAUUACUGCUGUUAUCUAAUGGUGUAGUGGUUGGAGCGAUUCUACAUCUUAGUGUGUAACAACUGUCGAUGUAAAUUUUUUGGAAAGACAAAAAACUGUCAAUUUUUCCAAAAAAAUUUUACCGCUUGCAUACGUCGCGGCAAAUCAUGGGCUUAUACAUUCCGAUUUUUAAAUAAAGUCCCACUGUACAUAAUUAACCAUCAAAGGGAGCCAAGGAAGUUAAUUUAGUAGACCUUUUGGUGGUCCCAAGUUCGAUACCCCAAAACAUGACGUUUAAGAAAAAAUCGAUUUUUUUCUUUGACUUAGCAUUAAUGCAAUGCCUUGCAGUAGAAGUUAGACAACCUACAAUUAAAAUAUAACAAUGAUUGGGAGCCUAAAUGUAAGUCUACGGACUCCACUUGACAUUCAAGUUUCUCCGGUAAUCGAGUUUCUGUAGAGACUUGGCCUUGUUGCCCCCGCCUUUGUAACAACUUGCUAAUGCUUUAUCAAUACAUGAUCACAGAUGUUCUAGAAGCAUUUUAUGGGCAUUUGUAAGACGGCGAUGCAAGUCACACAAGAAUUACGGAGGGUUAUGUUGUCAUUAACCAAAAAAAUUUUUUGUGGAAACUUGCAAGUCAGCUUAAGCCUUUAGAAACACGACAGAGGGAGUGAAAUUACGUUAGAAAUGUCAGGAAUGGCUGUAAAUGUAUGGGACAACAUCUUGCUUGUCCUUCCGCUGGGUUAUUUCCAUCCUAUGGAGAGUGAAAAUCGAGACAACAAUUUUUCUUUAAAAAUUCCAUUUAGGAGCUUGUUAUUUUACGCGCAAAGUACGGGCCUGGCGCGGUAGCGGUUCUAAACUGUUCACUGUUAACAUGGGUGCCUUCUGUCGCUUUGGAACUACGAUUAGAGGUGUCUGCGGAAGCACCCGGGCUGAAGUUCCACGGUACAUCCACUGCCAGAAAAACUUGAAUGUCAAGUGGAGUCCGUAGACUUACAUUUAGGCUCCCAAUCAUUGUUCUAUUUUAAUUGUAGGUUGUCUAGCUUCUACUGCAAGGCAUUGCGUUAAUGCUAAGUCAAAGAAGAAAAUCGAUUUUUUCUUAAACGUCAUGUUUUGGGGUAUCGAACUUGGGACCACCAAAAGGUCUACUAAAUUAACUUUCUUGGCUUCCUUUGAUGGUUAAUUAUGUACAGUGGGACUUUAUUUAAAAAUCGGAAUGUAUAAGCCCAUGAUUUGCCGCGACGUAUGCAAGCGGUAAAAUUUUUUGGAAAAAUUGACAGUUUUUUGUCUUUCCAAAAAAUUUACAUCGACAGUUGUUACACACUAAGAUGUAAAAUCGCUCCAACCGCUACACCAUUAGAUAACAGCAGUAAUUCUCUACAGAAUGGUAUUUGUUUCGUUGAAAUCCGUCCACGUUGAGCAGAGUUACACAAAAAACAAAAAAAUUGACAGUUUUUUGGCAGCUACUGUAUAUAUUAUACUUGACAUUCCUUUCUUUAUUUCUUCUAUAACCAUUUUUCCAGGAGACGAUCGCUGCUGAUUUCUCUCAAAUUAACCACAAUUUUGACGAAAAGCCCUAUAAAUGGGCAUAUCUCGUUGAGCAUCCAUUUGCAUCCGAUAAUACAAUCAUCAAAGUUAAUGUGGAGGAUCCAAGUGGUGUAAAUAACAAACAGUUCAAGACGGAUCCAACGUUAGUGCUGCAUGAACCCUGGUUCGUUGCUAGGCCCGAUGCGAGGAAAGAGGACGAUGGAGUGCUGCUGAUCAAAGCGCUGGAUACCGCUGAAAAUAAAGGUGAGAAUGGGCUCAUAAAUAGACUUGAUUUUGGUUUGACUCCAGGGCAAUAAUGCUGAUUUUUUUACGCUUUUCAUGGCAAAACUUGCAAAAAAAUCAAAUAAAAAAUCAAAUUUCUUGUCUCAAAGUCCAAAAUUUUACAACCCACAAAAAUGUCAUCAAAAUUUUCUCCGUGGCCAUCAACAAUUUUUAUUUUAUCUCCCCAUUUCUUUUCAGGUGUUCUGCUCGUCGUGGACGCCCUAACGAUGACCGAGAUUGGCCGCGCUUAUGUCCCAAUUUCCGUGCCCUUCGGCUUUCACAACCGGUUCUUCUCGAAGAAAGAACUGGGGUUGCCCGAGGGGCUGGCCGGAAUCUACGGCGCCAGCGAAAUUAAAAACAAAUUCUUCAAGACAACAACACCAAAGCCGACAACUGAGAAUGGGUUCUGGUCGAGGCUGGUGGCCAGUACAAGAGGUAAAAUUAGGGCUGAGAAUUAUGCAAAUUUUGAAAAAUUUAAUAUUCAAAUUUGGGUACGUAUUUUAAAAAGCAAAAAAAAACUUAAUUUUUUUACAUCAUAAAAAUUUUAAUAUGCAAAUUUUUGAAAAUAUGCAAAUUUUAUUCAAAUAUUCAAAAACUUUGAUUUUAGGAUUCGGAUAGUCGAAAUAAAAAAUUUCUAUGCAAAUAUGCAAAUUUCCAAAUUCCCUCCUUAAAUUAUGCAAAUUUUCAGCCCCCACGGUCCCAACCAAAUGGGUUCCAAUCUCAGCGAAGCCGGUUGAACGCCUCGGCCCCGAAUCUCCCUACCCAACUUACCCAGGCCCCAUUCCCAGCUCCAUCUUGCCAGCAGUUGUGGGCCGUCCAAGCAGCAUAACUCAGCCAGAAGAUAUCCGAAUGGUCACAAUGCGACCUCCCGGCACGAUAGCCACCAGACCCGUCCCUUAUGUUCCUCCGUCGAAAACAGCGUCGCCAGUCCGCCAAUUAUACGAACAUACGUUGAAGGCGUUCUGUCAUUGGUUGAGCAAGAUCUUCAAAACGGUCGUGUUCGAGCAUUGCGUGGAAGGGGGCAAUAAAGCGAUACGGUGGGUGAUUUAAGAGGGGAUUAGGAGAGGUUGGAGUGGAUGGCGGGUUUUUGAAGGGAUUUUGAAAAAAAUUAGAAUGAUUUGAAAGUGUAAAAAAAAUCUUUUUCUGCCACAACUCUUUGAUUUUUUUCCAGGCUCGACUCAAAACAUUACACACCCGAAUUAAAGUAUACUACCGGGUUUUGUCUUGAACAUCGCCAAAAUUUCCAUUUUUUCAAAAAAUUUUCGACGAAAAAAUCGUGUCGGUUUUGGCAAAAAGAAAUACUACAUAGAGUAUAGCAAUACUAUUGCCUUCAAAAUCAUUUUCCUUUUUGGUAAAGCAUGAGAAUAGCCAAUACUGUAAAAUGAUGACAAAACGCCAAGUAUGAUAUUCAACUUUCUCUCGAUUUCAGCGGCUACCUGGAUGUGCACAAACGCCAGAGAGCGGUCUGA
Molecule: messenger RNA, 6129 nt
Organism: Bursaphelenchus xylophilus (pine wood nematode)
Lineage: Eukaryota; Metazoa; Nematoda; Chromadorea; Rhabditida; Aphelenchoididae
Source: the annotation of a GenBank genome assembly